Stomoxys calcitrans (stable fly) is the source of this 782-nucleotide messenger RNA. RefSeq names its product cuticle protein 16.5. The coding region runs from base 42 to 782 and encodes 246 amino acids. The transcript has 2 exons. NCBI's taxonomy places the organism in Eukaryota, Metazoa, Arthropoda, Insecta, Diptera, Muscidae. The record is from RefSeq and is a predicted model, not a curated record. Gene Ontology annotation, cellular component: extracellular matrix.
UUGUGAAGUGUUUAAACAAAAAACCGCCAAACGGAAUAACAAUGGCCUUAAAGUUUGUGAUUGCCCUUGCUUUGGUUGCUGCCGCCAGCGCUGCUGCUGUUGUUCCAGCUGCCCCUGUCUUGGCCAAAGCUGUUGCCUUAGAGGAAUUCGAUCCCCAUCCCCAAUACAAAUACGGCUAUGAUGUUCAAGAUUCUUUGUCCGGUGAUUCCAAGGGUCAUGUAGAAGAACGCGAUGGCGAUGUGGUUCGUGGUGAAUACUCUUUGAUUGAUGCUGAUGGCUUCAAACGCACUGUCAGCUAUGUUGCUGAUCCCAUUAAUGGCUUCAAUGCUGUUGUGCGUCGUGAACCUCUUGUUGCUGCUGCUCCUGUUGUGGCUGCCCCAGCACCAGUUGUCAGAGCUGCUCCCGCCCCUGUGGUAGCUGCUCCUGCUCCCGUUGUAGCUGCCCCUGCUCCCAUUGUAAGAGCUGCUCCUGUUGUUGCUGCCCCUGCUCCAGUUUUGAGAGCUGCUCCCUUCGUUGCUGCUCCUGCUCCAAUUGUUAGAGCUGCUCCCGCACCUGUGGUUGCUGCCCCAGCUCCUUUGACUUAUGCCGCCUCUGCACCCUUUGUCAGAGCGGCUGCUCCUGUAGUAGCUGCUCCAGCUUUUGCACGUAGCGCUCCCUAUGUGGCUGCUCCUUUUAACUAUGCUGCCCCCUUGAACUAUGCUGCUGCUGCCCCCUUGAACUAUGCUGCUCCUGCCCCCUUGAACUAUGCUGCUCCUGCCCCCUAUGCCGUGAGACAUUUGUAA